CUCACCCUCUAUCUCGGCAGAGCCGCAAACCGCCACGACCACACGCCCACGACCCCUCGUAGCCGGACGAGACCCCGAGAAACCCGUUCCACAUCCCAAGUUCGACUACCCGACGGUCAAUUGCCCACCAUGGUGCACCGCAUCGCCUUCUGGAGCACCUUCGGCCUCGCCGUGCGCUUCUGGCAGGUCGGCAUCGAGAUGCGACCCUUCUUCAACAAGUCCUCCCUCUGGGCCUACCCCGUGUACGCCCUCGGCGGCGCCAGCUUCGGAUACUGGCUCCAGGGCGUCGAUGACCGGCAGACCGAGACCCUGAGCGAGCGCAAGGCCAUCCUCCUCGAGAAGCGGGCGCGCAAGGCCCAGCGGGACGCGGAGCAGGCGGAGGCUUGA
Molecule: messenger RNA, 387 nt
Organism: Fusarium falciforme
Lineage: Eukaryota; Fungi; Ascomycota; Sordariomycetes; Hypocreales; Nectriaceae
Exons: 2
Coding region: 130-387 (85 amino acids)
Source: RefSeq, a predicted model, not a curated record